This is a messenger RNA of Drosophila ananassae, 694 nucleotides long. Its product is annotated as salivary glue protein Sgs-5. Lineage: Eukaryota; Metazoa; Arthropoda; Insecta; Diptera; Drosophilidae. The record is from RefSeq and is a predicted model, not a curated record. The transcript has 3 exons. The coding region runs from base 142 to 576 and encodes 144 amino acids.
AGAUAAUAAAUAAUACACCCAACUGUUCACACAUAGAUUUAACUGUUAAACCCCGAGUUUACCUUCUUAUGAUGAGUUUUUCUUUAUAAAAAUACACAUUAAACGGGAGCGAAUCAGUCUUAAACUCGCAUCUUGAUUAAAAUGACGCCCACAAUUCUUAUUGUCUUUACCUUUGGAAUGCUCCACCUGAGUGGGGCACAAAUAAGGGAUUGCUCCAAUUCAUGCAUGUUACGUGCCCGAUGCUCACCUUAUUACAAGGAUCUUGUUUGGACCGUAGUCGACGGUGCUUGUCGAGUCUACCAGAAUGGUUGCAUAUUUGGAAACGAAAAUUGCAUGAGAGCUAACCAAUGCCUUCCACCCUUGAUACGCACAACACGAGAGCACUGUAUGUCUUUCUGCCCAAGGAUGUGUUCUCGAGGUGCCCCCCAAGUUUGUGGAUGGUUUCCUUAUACAAAUAGCAAUGGGACCACUGGCGGACGUGAAAUAACAUUCAGAAGUCGCUGUCUGCUGGAUCUUUACGCCUGCCAGAAUUCUGACGCCUAUGUCAAUGAACCAAGCAUCGGACCUUGCCCUUAAAACCACAUAAAGAUGUUCGUUACAACCGCUUUAAAAUUUUUUGAUUAUUUUAUAUAUACACUUGUAUACAACAAAUAUUCAUUCAAAUUGAAACAAUAAAACAGCUGUAAAUACAUGA